AUGAGCUUCACCAAUCCAAUCAUACCUGGCUUCAACCCAGACCCCUCCAUUGUCCGCGUGGACCAGGAUUUCUUCGUGGUUACCUCAACCUUUGAAUAUUUCCCCGGUGCCCCAAUUUACCACAGCCGAGAUCUGAUUCACUGGAACCUAAUUGGUCAUGCAUUGACGAGACCAAGCCAACUUCAAAUCCAUACUCCAGAGCCGGGUGGCGGGGUGUGGGCCACCACUAUCCGGUACCACCGCGGGGUAUUCUAUAUUGUUACAGCGAGCUUCCAGCGCUACCGCCCACAAGAAGAUGAUCGAGUGUGGCCACGGGGAUUCUAUGUCCAAACAACCAAUAUCUGGGAUGACAGGACCUGGUCAGAUCCUGUGUAUUUCGACCAAGUUGGAUUCGAUCAAGAUCUGUUCUGGGAUGAUGAUGGCACCGUAUAUCUAUCAUCUACCUACCGCAAGCUUCGACCUACUCCAGGUGUGAAGCUCAAGGACUUCGCCAUCCACAUCUGUACCGUUGACCUCGCCACGGGACACUCCACAUCAGAACCAAAAUUGAUUCGCGAGUCGUCAUCCGGAGUCGCGGAGGGCUCACACAUCUUCAAGCGUGGUCGCUACUACUACCUUUUCACGGCUGAAGGUGGUACGGAGAGUGGGCAUUGCGAGUGGGUUAGUCGUAGUGAGACUAGUCCAUUCGGGCCGUGGGAGCUCGCACCAAAUAAUCCUCUCUGGCGCAACGGCGUGGAAGAUGAGGUGCAGAAUACAGGUCAUGCGGAUUUGGUUGAAGAUACCAACGGAAAUUGGUGGGCAGUUCUCCUAGGAGUUCGGCCACUGCGACAUGAAGGACGGUGGCAGGAAUCAGUCCUGGGCCGAGAAACAUUCCUUGUGCAAGUGGAGUGGGAAAAUGACUGGCCAGUGAUCAACGGUGGCAAGAAGAUCACUCUGCAAUCCAACGGGCCUGGGCUCUACCAGCAUGAUAUCCCGGUCCUUUGGAAGGAUGACUUUUCUAGCCCCAAACUCCAAUUGGAUACCCCUUUGUCGGUCGACUAUUCCCUUACUGAACGCCCCAAUCAUCUCCGACUGUACGGCGGGCCAUACACCCUUUCUGUACCGGCUUGUCCGACCAUGUUUUUGCGCAAGCAAAUCCACCGAUUCUGUACAUGGGAGACGAAUCUAUCGUUUUACCCCAGCUCUGAGCAUACUGAGGCCGGGGCCGUCGUCUGGUGGAACUACUUCACGUAUACUAGUCUUGCGAUUCGCCGGCAAGGCAACCGCCGGGUGAUUCGGUUCAGGCCAUCAGAAGGCGAUAUGAAUGAGAAUACCUUAAAGUUGACAGGGGAUGUGGUACUCAUGAUCGAAUGUGGUUACGAAUAUCGAUUCGGAUACCGUGACUCGAGCAGCUCGCAGACUGUUUGGAUUGGAACCGUCACCAAUCAAGUCACAACGAAGGGACCGCCAGUAGGCGCUCCAUUUACAGGCAUGAUGCUGGGGCUUUAUGCAUUUGGUGAUUGCCAACGAUGCCCGACCCCGGCCGACUUUGCAUAUGCACAAUUCCGAUGA
This is a messenger RNA of Penicillium canariense, 1551 nucleotides long. Its product is annotated as glycoside hydrolase family 43 protein. Lineage: Eukaryota; Fungi; Ascomycota; Eurotiomycetes; Eurotiales; Aspergillaceae. Gene Ontology annotation, molecular function: hydrolase activity, hydrolyzing O-glycosyl compounds. The transcript has 5 exons. Bases 1 to 1551 code for a protein of 516 amino acids. The record is from RefSeq and is a predicted model, not a curated record. Gene Ontology annotation, biological process: carbohydrate metabolic process.